This is a messenger RNA of Cuscuta campestris, 641 nucleotides long. Lineage: Eukaryota; Viridiplantae; Streptophyta; Magnoliopsida; Solanales; Convolvulaceae. The record is from the annotation of a GenBank genome assembly.
UAGGACGCAACCACUUUAAGGCAUUAACAAUUCUACGGAAAUUUGCUGAUCUAGAGACCGCCGAGAGAAGGGAAAAUACAAAAUGGCGACAGCAAUGAGGCCAAUCCAACCGUCCGCCACCGCAACAGGGACCCUAACCAUCACCAUCGAUGACGGAUACUCGAAGGCCGGCGACGCUUCAUCUACGUCCUCACUCCAUCGGCCGCGGAACGAAACCCUAGUGCUUAAAUUGAAGCCGAAGAAAAAGAAGGUUACGUGGAAGGAAGGCACGGUGGACAACGAGUUCCUCAACAGGAAAAGCUCUAAGAAAUGUUGCAUUUUCCACAAGGAGAAGGCAUUUGAUGAUGAUUUUAGCGAUGACGAUGAGGAAAAGAAAGUUUUGCCGCAAGGCUAUUUUCACAAUCACGAUCAUGAAGAAUGCGGUCGCUGCUGAGAUCGUCGAUUGAUUGAACUUGUAAGUGUAACAAAUUUUUUGGUAUGGCUGAGAAAUUGAGUUUGUUCCUACUUGAUAAGGUUUAAAUUCCUGUUGUAGAAAUUAUAAGGAUAGAUUGGAAAUGCUGAUUGGAUGUCAUGUAAUUUUUUGAUUGCUUCCCUGGAUUUAUUAAAUGCUCCUAGUUUAUGAAUGAAUUUAUGUUGAAUCU